UAUAGUAUAUAAGCUUAGUAAUUGAUAAUAAUUAUACAUUUAUAUAUGAUAUGAGUGAGCGUAUAAACGCAACAGAAAAGCAAGUGUACAAAGAAGAGUGAAAGACCAUUCCUGCUUUCACUUUCACCUUUCAAUGCUAUCUCUCUAGCCUUUCUUCACAUUCACAGACAGAGCUUCACUGUUUCUUCUGUUUCUAGAGUGUAAUUUUUCCCUCAAAAUGGCUCUCUAACCUCUCUCUGCUUAUGUUUUUCAAUAACUUUUUUUUUUGAAAUUUUCAAAAAAAAAUUAUUUCUUGGUAUGAUUCUGUAGCUUCAUUUUUCCAUUAGUUGGAUUAAUCGAAGGUUUUUUUUUUUGGUUACAAAAAGGGAAAGCAUUUGGAUUUUGAUGCUUUGGGUUUCUUUGUUUUCUUCAUACUCCGGAAAAUACGAGAGAAUAUUAUAAACUUUUCUCUGAUAUGUUGUUUACUUAUUUGUUUAAAAGUUUUUGCAGGGAGAUGACAAGAGCUGUGACUAAUGCUGCUUUAAUCUCUGCGAAUUACUGCAGAAGAGAGAGGGAAUCACACUAACAUCAUUGGAUUUUCGUUCAUACGAUUUGUUGCAGAACCACUGAAUUUGGCUUGAAACUCUGCUCAACUUAGAGGUUAAACAUGAAUAUGAAUAGUCAAAUGGAGGUGCAUCACUUAGAUACAGGCUUUCCUUACACUGCUACUGAAAGCUUUAUGGACUUUUUUGAUGGUCCAACACAUGUUCCAGGGAAUUACCCUCACGCUGGACUGAUGCAUGAUCAGGAAAACUUAUACUGGUCAAUGAGUAUGAAUGCAUACAAAUUUGGGUUUUUUGGUCUGGAGAGUACUCCUUACAGUCCAUAUGAGGUAAAUGAUUUUUUGCCAAGAUCGGAUGUCAGCAGGAGGACUUGGGACUACCCGUCAAUGCUGAAUUCUGAAGAGCCUAUAACUUUAGAUGUGCAGCCUGGAGGAGAUGCAGUUGUGGGCGUGGAUGCUAUACCUGAAGAACGCAUUCCAAAUAAUCAAAGCAAUAGUAAUUCUCAGGUGGUUUGGCAGGAUAAUAUCAACCCAGAUAACAUGACCUAUGAGGAAUUGCUUGACUUAGGCGAGGCAGUUGGAAGUCAAAGUCGGGGUCUUUCCAAGGAGCUUAUUGAUUUGCUUCCUACCUCAAAAUGCAAGUUCGGAAGCUUCUUCUCAAGGAAAAAGUCUAGAGAGAGAUGUGUGAUAUGCCAGAUGAGGUACCAAAGAGGGGAACGGCAGAUGAAAUUGCCAUGCAAGCACAUCUACCACUCAGAAUGCAUCACCAAGUGGCUUAGCAUAAACAAGAUAUGCCCGGUUUGCAACAAUGAAGUGUUCGGCGAGGGAUCAAGGCAUUAAGACAUCAGAUUAGCUAGAUUUAGAGUAAACAUGGCUCGAAAUCUUUUUUUUUUUUUCUUCAAACUUUUGUAUACCUUUUAUUUAGCUGCAUUUGGUUCCUUUGUAUUAGACAAAAGCUGGUGAAGCUGUGAGUGAUCAAGGUUCCGUUAACUUUGAAUUAAAUUACUUAAAAUCAAAUUA
Durio zibethinus is the source of this 1561-nucleotide messenger RNA. Lineage: Eukaryota; Viridiplantae; Streptophyta; Magnoliopsida; Malvales; Malvaceae. The record is from RefSeq and is a predicted model, not a curated record.